AUGGUUUGGUCCAUUUGUGAUGGUAUGCUAUGAAUUAUCCCAAGGUGGAGUUUUGGUUUUAUUCCACAUUGUCUGCAUUGAUGAAAUAAAUGUUACUGUUGUGAAGAGCCACGUUAAAAUUAUGCAACAAGAAGAUGAAGCAAGCACCUUUGUGAGUUUAUGUGCAUGCACUUGAAUUGCAUUGCUGCAAUUGCAUAUGUUUAUUUGUUUGUCGUCCUGAUGUAGCCCAAAAAUUGCUGUGAAAUGAGGGAUGAAAAGUUUUUAACCCAGGUGAAGAAAACUAGUAGGAUCUGCAUCGAAACUGCUAAAAAGUAUUUAAUUUUAUACUAGAAUGGAGUACACCAAAGUUUUAGAGCAAUUCAAGUGAAUCAGAGACUCAAGAGACUCUAUUUGGCCCAAAUUCAGUUUGAAAUGGGCCAAUAAGAGAUUUGGUCACAUGUUCAAUGUGCCUAAAUCUUAACUCACACAUUUUAUUCAUGUCAAAUAUUCCCCCUGUUUUGUUUAGGACAUUCUUAUUUCUUAGGGGCGUUCUAACAGAAUCUUCCUUUUUCAUAGGAAAGUUUAAUUUAUUUUUUUUCCUAUUUUCUUGGAUCAUAACAGAUUUUCCUUUUUAUAAGUUAGUUAUAAUUAAUUUUCAGCCUAUAAAUAGGAACCCCCCCUUAUAGCCCUAAAGGCAAUCCACGGUUUUAUCAAUCAAAUUUCAAGUUCCCUUCCUUUCUGGAGGGUCCCUGUGGGCUUAGGGAGCCAUUUUUGAUCUUGUGGACUCACUAUCAACCCCUUGUGGACUCAAUGGGUGAAAUCUCUUCAUUCUGUGGAUUCAGAGUAAAGUGCUUUCAACCAAGGCAUGUUCCUUUUUGGAUUCAAGUUGUCAUUUUGCUUCCAGAAUACACAGCCAAAGCUGAAACAUGA
Spirodela intermedia is the source of this 909-nucleotide messenger RNA. NCBI's taxonomy places the organism in Eukaryota, Viridiplantae, Streptophyta, Magnoliopsida, Alismatales, Araceae. The record is from the annotation of a GenBank genome assembly.